Alternaria burnsii is the source of this 585-nucleotide messenger RNA. RefSeq lists its product as uncharacterized. The annotation marks the transcript as partial. NCBI's taxonomy places the organism in Eukaryota, Fungi, Ascomycota, Dothideomycetes, Pleosporales, Pleosporaceae. The record is from RefSeq and is a predicted model, not a curated record. The transcript has 3 exons.
CAGCUUGACGUUCAGCCAUCGUACUGGGCGACAAAUCAGGAAGAGCAGACUAUUGAACUCUCUGAGAUGGCAAAGUUGAGGUAUAAAGAAAGAGCUUUCAUCUGUUCACUGUUGUCUAAUCGCAUCACUUUCUACAGUGUAACAGCAACUGCAUCUACACUUCCUCCCAAAGCUCAAUCCAUCAUCAUGAAGGUCUUCACUAUCACAGCAAUCUCCUCUCUCCUCACCCUUACUGCUGCCUUGUCUCCACCAUACGAACCCGUCUGCGAGACAUGCGUCUAUACACCCAAUGAAAACAGGUGCGACAUUACUACGUCGUGCACGUAUGUUUGGGGCCACGACGACCCACAUACACCUGGCCCAUACUACUGCGCUUGCCGCCACGGUUAUCGCGCGACCGGGUAUGAGGCCAACAACAUGGAGGUGCAGUGGCGUCUGCCAUGGUAUGGCACGCCGAGCGGUGAUCCAAGCCAGGAAGGGAGGGUGUUUGUGAAGCCGGGUGUUGAGUGUAAUACGCUCUGUGAUGACUGGUAUCUCGGAAAGGAUGGGUGCAAGGCUGUGCAGGAGAAGGAGUGGUGUAUGUAG